Messenger RNA from Fomitiporia mediterranea MF3/22, 1938 nucleotides. RefSeq names its product calponin. The transcript is spliced from 5 exons. Gene Ontology annotation, molecular function: calcium ion binding; actin filament binding. The record is from RefSeq and is a predicted model, not a curated record. NCBI's taxonomy places the organism in Eukaryota, Fungi, Basidiomycota, Agaricomycetes, Hymenochaetales, Hymenochaetaceae. Bases 1 to 1938 code for a protein of 645 amino acids. Gene Ontology annotation, cellular component: actin filament; cytoplasm; actin filament bundle. Gene Ontology annotation, biological process: actin filament bundle assembly; actin filament network formation.
AUGCAGGCAAUACGACUGCAGAAGAAAUUCCCUGACGUCUCCCAGGAGGAGAUGUUUGACCUUAUUAACCGAUUCAAUGCAAUCCCAACAGAAACACCAGGACGUGUGGACAAGGCUACAGUCAUCACGACUCUCCAGCACAACGGUGAAUCGUAUGAUCGGGUAAGAGAAACGCUCAAGGACGUCAGCGUCGACGCGAGCGGCAAAGUCGAGCUGGAAGAUUGGGUCGAGCUGAAUGCAAAACUCAAGAAGCAUACAUCUGUGUUACCAACAAGAGGCGGAAAGGUCACAGUGAAAGGCUCAAAUGCGAAUGCCAGCCAUACCAUUAACGAGGAUGAACGAAGAGAAUUCACGCAUCACAUUAACAGUGUCCUUGAGGGUGAUCCGGACAUUGGUUCACGUCUGCCUAUCCCCACAGACACUAUGCAGAUCUUCGAUGAAUGCCGAGAUGGUCUCAUUCUUUGCAAACUCAUCAACGACUCUGUCCCGGACACCAUCGAUUCGCGUGUGCUCAACAAGGGUACAGAGCGCAAAUCUCUAAACGCAUUCCAGAUUACCGAAAAUAACAAUAUCGUUAUUACAUCCGCAAAGGGUAUCGGAUGCUCAGUCGUCAAUAUCGGGUCUACGGACAUUUCGGAAGGACGAGAGCAUCUCAUUCUCGGUCUCAUCUGGCAGAUCAUCCGCAAAGGACUUCUCGCGAAUGUCGAUAUCAAGCUUCAUCCGGAGCUGUACCGGCUCUGUGAAGAUGGCGAGACGAUUGAGGACCUACUGAAGCUGACACCAGACCAGAUCCUUCUUCGCUGGUUCAACUACCAUCUGAAGCAGGCUGGUUGGCACAGACGUGUUAACAACUUUAGCAGGGACGUAUCCGACGGAGAGAACUAUACGGUCCUGCUCAACCAGUUAAAACCCGAAGAAUGCUCUCGUGCACCACUUCAGACUCCUGACUUGAAGGAACGAGCCGAGCAGGUGCUACAGAAUGCUGAUCGCAUUGGCUGCCGCAAAUAUCUCACGCCAUCGUCGCUUGUAGCGGGAAACCCACGUCUUAACCUUGCGUUUACCGCCAAUCUCUUCAACACUUGGCCAGGUCUCGAGCCACUCGAUGAGGCCGAAGCCAAAGAUUACGGCGUUGUCGAAGACUUCGAUGCCGAAGGCGAGCGCGAAGCGCGCGUUUUCACACUCUGGCUUAACUCACUUGGCGUUGAACCGGCCGUGCACAACCUAUUCGAGAAUCUUAAGGAUGGACUUGUUAUUUUACAAGCAUUUGACAAGGUGCUUCCCGGAAGUGUUAUCUGGCGGCGUGUUAGUAAGCCGACUGGAAGUAAGCUGGGUGCCGUGCAGCGCGCAAUGGAUGAUGAGGACGGAGGCGCGGAACUCGAGGACUCUACGCCGAAACUCUCGCGGUUCAAGAGCGUUGAAAACACGAACUAUGCCGUUGAGCUCGGGAAGCAGAACCACAUGCACCUUGUUGGUAUCCAAGGCGCAGAUAUCGUCGAUGGACGGAAGACGCUUGUCCUUGGACUCGUAUGGCAACUUAUGCGCCUCAAUAUCACUCAAACACUUGCAGCAUUGUCCAAGUCUGGCAGGGGUGGUGGGGUUUCAGAUACGGAGAUAUUGAAGUGGGCCAAUGCAACCGCUGCGAAGGGCAACCACGGCACGCGUCCGAUCCGUUCGUUCAAGGACCCGUCGCUCACCACCGGUAUCUUCGUGCUCAACCUCCUUGAGGGCCUUCGUCCUGGAAUCGUUGAUCCGAGCUUGGUUGUCAACGUCAGCGAGACAGGCGAUUAUGAAGAUCGUAGGCAGAACGCGAAACUUGCUAUUUCGAUUGCACGUAAAAUGAAUGCAACUAUUUUCCUUGUACCUGAGGAUAUCGUUGAUGUCCGCGCACGACUUAUCAUGACGUUUGUAGGAAGCCUUAUGAGCCUAGGAGGAAACUAA